Pyrus x bretschneideri (Chinese white pear) is the source of this 1480-nucleotide messenger RNA. Its product is annotated as germin-like protein subfamily 3 member 4. The record is from RefSeq and is a predicted model, not a curated record. Gene Ontology annotation, cellular component: cell wall. The transcript has a single exon. Gene Ontology annotation, molecular function: manganese ion binding. The coding region runs from base 211 to 888 and encodes 225 amino acids. NCBI's taxonomy places the organism in Eukaryota, Viridiplantae, Streptophyta, Magnoliopsida, Rosales, Rosaceae.
UAAAAAGCAAAUCUCCGACCACUCAGUGAGAGCCAAAAUAUAAUUGUCCUUUAAGCAAAAGCACUUCUUACAACAUAAUCCAUUUCAAAUCCAGCAGUGAACUCCAAGCUUGCAAACAUAUUUUACUUCCAUUUCUUGCAACCUCAAAAACAUUACUUAUAUAACUCACAUGAAAAUCAAACAUAGAUUACGGCGAAAACGUUACUCAAGAUGAGUUCGUAUUUUUCCUGCUGCAUUGUUUUUCUAUCUGUCAUCUGUUUCUGCACCAAAAUCUGUUCUGCAGACUCCGAUAACCUCCAGGACACUUGCCCUACGUCCCCGCCAGGAAAGCAAACCAUCUUCAUCAAUGGCUUCCCGUGCAAGAAUCCAAACAGCACCGCUGCCCCCGACUUCAAAACCUCCAAGCUAACCGAACCUGGCAACACAGACAAUUUCCUUGGCUCCGCAGUGACUCUAGUCACUGCUGCAGACUUUCCAGGCCUCAACACGCUUGGCCUCUCAAUUGCGCGAACAGACUUGAGAGUAGAUGGCAUGGUGAGCCUCCACUCCCACCCUCGGGCAUCCGAACUGUUCUUUGUGAGCAAAGGAAUUGUGCUUGCUGGGUUUAUUGACACCAAAAACCAGCCAUUCCAACAGGUUCUUGCAGAAGGAGAUGUGUUUGUUUUCCCAAAGGGUUUGCUUCAUUUUUCUCUGAAUUUUGGGUAUGAUUUCGCCACUGUUUUCUCAGUUUUCAACAGCCAGAAUCCAGGGGUUGUGGAAAUUUCUGGUGCCAUAUUUCAAUCUGAUCUGGAUAUGAUUGACAGGAUGACAGAGGGGUUUCUCACUCAUCACAUCGGAAAUCUCACUCUUAACAAGCGGCAAUUCAGAAAGUUAAAUCCUAUCAUUUGAAGAUAAAUGGUUCUGAGUGUAUGAUCUAGUAGUUAAAUACGUAGGAGUGUUUGAAGUGUGGCACUAGUCUCAUGAGUUUGUGGUUUGAGAUUAAGAGUGAUCAUAUUAAAGCUAUUCUAAUUUAUGGGGUGGGGUUCAGACUUGAAUGUAAGAGGACGGACAUACUGUUUUGACCAACAGUCCUAAUUCACAUCUACAAAAGUGUUUAUCAAGUAAGACUGCCCUUGCUAUAUAUAAUGCAAAGCUUUAUACCCUAUUUUAUGGCAGAAUCCAUUGCUUUUGUGUUUUCUAUCUUCCACAUGCUGUUACAGUAGUGUAAGACUGAGAAAUGUUUUGUUGAUUGACGGUAUUUUAUGGUAUGCCGUCAAACUGUCAAUCUAAAGCAUUAACUUUUUCUCUUCUCGAAAACGAGGAGGAGGAAGUAAAGAAAAUUAAUAACGAGCAAAUCAUGACCCAAAAUUUUUAAUUUUAUUCAUAACGGAAACAUGUAUUAAUGGAAGAUCAGCGUUGCACCAUAUGUAUCAAAUAUGAUCAAGGAAUAUAUGGUGCUUUUUUUUGGUAGUCUUUAGAAACAUUACGAUAGCUCAUGAUC